Anopheles arabiensis is the source of this 999-nucleotide messenger RNA. Its product is annotated as serine protease grass-like. Gene Ontology annotation, biological process: proteolysis. NCBI's taxonomy places the organism in Eukaryota, Metazoa, Arthropoda, Insecta, Diptera, Culicidae. Gene Ontology annotation, molecular function: serine-type endopeptidase activity. The transcript is spliced from 4 exons. The record is from RefSeq and is a predicted model, not a curated record. Bases 97 to 975 code for a protein of 292 amino acids.
GAUCAGCGGGUCGGUUGCGGAGUCGACUUAGCUCAGAGAUAAAGUAGUAAUGUGAGGCUGCUGGCGUGUUUGUGCACAACGAAGCCCAGAAUCGAAAUGAAUCGCUACGUACGUGGUUUUGUUAUAUUUUGUUUUAUUGUUCUAGUUAGGGGUAACUGGUUUUUUCCGGACAAAGUGCAUUUUGAGCUAAGCCAAGUCUUGAAUAAAAACUGUGGCACAACUCCGUACAGUGAUCGUUUGAAGCCAGAAGAUGGAAGAAUUUUUGAAAACCCUUGGCUGGUAUUGCUCCGUCAUCCCGAAGAGCAGGAAUCGUUUUGCCAAGGAACUCUAAUUAGCGAAAGUCACGUGUUAACUACAGCCAUCUGUACAGAAGCAAUCGUGCCUAAUGAAACAAUCAUCACUCUUGGUGAAUAUAAACGAACAACCGAUCCUGACUGUUUCGAGGCAAAUCUUUGUAAUGUUCCUCCGAUAAUUGAACUACUGGCCCAAAAGAAAAUCGUCCAUCCCGAUUUCCAAAACGACACGUACGAAAACGAUAUCGCAGUAGUGACCAUGAAUGAAAGGAUCACUUACACCAAUAGUAUACAGCCGAUUUGUUUGCCAUUGACGCCAAUAAUUCCAUCCCUUGUUCAGGUCCCGACCGUAUACAACACUUUAUGGACAGUUGAGCAUAAAGUACCAAAGCAAAUUCAUAUGAAGUACAUCGCUCAGAACGAAUGUCAACAACGGAUGCGAGGUCUUAUUUUGUUGCAGGAGGGACAAAUUUGUGCGCAAUAUGUUAAACCAAUGGAGCUUAGCUUUAUUGGCGGUUCCGGAUCACCGCUACUGAUAGAAUACCACUCUCGCACGUUUCAAUUUGGAAUUCUUUCAAUCGGUCUACCAGAUGCUACCAACACAGAGCCGUAUAUUUACGUAAACAUUUCUACUCACAUAAAAUGGAUUCAUGAUACUUUGGUAGAUGCAUACAACCAAUAAACUGAUUAAUUUAUUUACGAUCGA